Podarcis muralis (Common wall lizard) is the source of this 1363-nucleotide messenger RNA. The record is from RefSeq and is a predicted model, not a curated record. Lineage: Eukaryota; Metazoa; Chordata; Lepidosauria; Squamata; Lacertidae.
CCCAAGUUGAUGGGCAUUGCCAUUCAAACGGUGUGUGCGUAUAGCGAUGAGGAGACAUCAGCAAAAGGGAGGAAGCUCAUGCAGAAGCUAAGGCAGCUUUCAGUCUAAAUAAUGUAUCCUUGCGAGAUGCCUGUGCCACAAGAUGAACACACUAGGAUGAAUAAAGAACCAUUGGUUUAUUGCAUGAAAUAAAAGAGGAAGAGUAUAAAGGGGCUGAUUCAGGCAGCAACAUUACAGAUGUGCAAGCAGCUGUGAGAAUUUGCCACAGUACCAAAGAUCUUUGAGGACUGGAAGCAACAGAUAAUAACAAGCCCCACCUGCUAACAUGGAAGCAACAUGCCUCGUUGUCCUGCUCAGGUUAUGCGUCCAGAUAUUAGCCUUCCCUGCUUACUUGCUGUGGUAUCUGGGUAUCUGGGAACCCCUUUGCAAGAAGUUAUUCCCCUACUUCAUGUCUGUGAUGGCAAUCAGUUAUAAUAAGCAGAUGUCCGACAAGAAAAGGGAAAUGUUCAGCAACCUGAAAGACUUUGCCAGUCCUACGGGGGCCCUCACACUGCUGGAGAUUGGCACAGGAACUGGCUCCAACUUUCAGUUCUACCCCGUGGGAUGCAAAAUCAUAUGCACUGAUCCGAACCCCAACUUCCAGAAGUUUCUCAACAAGAGCCUGGCUGAAAAUCCACACGUGCAGGUGGAACGCUGUUUGGUGGCUCCGGCUGAGGACCUGCACCAGGUACCAGCUGCAUCGGUGGAUGUGGUGGUUUCAACGCUGGUGCUAUGCUCUGUGAAGAGCCCGGAGCAAGUUAUGAAAGAAGUCCUACGGGUGCUGAGACCGGGUGGCGCUUACUACUUCCUAGAACACGUUGCAGGUGCUCCUUCCAGCUGGACUCUUUUCUGGCAGCAGAUCUAUGAUCCAGUUUGGAUAUGUCUGUUUGACGGGUGCCACUUGGCCAGAGAAACCUGGAACGACCUGGAAAAAGCUGGCUUCUCAGAGCUGAAGCUGCAACACAUACAUGUCCCUUUAAAAUGGCAACCUAAUAAGCCGCAUAUCAUAGGUUAUGCUGUAAAGUAGCUUGGAAAUAAAUUACUGAACAAAAUCUCCAUGCAGGUGUCUCUGGGUUGGGGUGUAGAACCUAACCGUAAGAAUUAUAGGACAACCCAUCACUAUGUCACCUAUGGCCUGUGAACCUCUUGUGCAAUCUAUAAUUGGAUGCACACACAUGUAUGUUAUCGCCAAUCCAUUUUUUAUUUCCACUUGACAGACUGUCCAGCUACCUUCACUUUCCACAAUCCAGCUGCUCCCAUGCAGAUGUGAAUGUUGCCAUAACACAUAGCUUGGGCUUGCCUCAUUCACUUACACGUGAGCAUG